UGGUUGAUGUUAGGACGUGCUGAGUGUUCUGAGUGCAUGUGCGUUCAUUUCCUCUGCGUGUUUCAGGGAAUGGCUACACACGGACGAAGCCGCUCCGCUGGUGGUUCCGCUCCGCAUGGAGAGGAGCGUCGAGGGACAACGUCAUCGCCGGCAAGGGAAACGAGUCGGGGAGGUGGCGGUGGGGAGGAAGAACGACAGGCUCAAAACUUGUGGUGCGACUACAGCAAACGUGUCUGGUAUUUGGACUGGGCGAGCCAGGACGGCUCCGCCCCGUUGAAACCAACGUGCGGGCCGCUCUUGUUCGUCGUCGUUCGCGACGAUAGGAUGCGUCUCGCAUGGUCCAUCGUCGAGUGGGUCGACGAAGGUGAAUACAGUUUCAAGUUUACGUUACGGAAGCAUUACAGAAGUGAUGGUUCCAUCGACGACAUCACAAAAGGAUACAAGGUUGCCGGGAGGAUGUUCGAAACGUAUGACCGGCGUGCGAUGUCUUUGUCGUCCUUUGUCCCGCUGUCGUCGGGGCACGACAAGGCCGUUCACGUCAUAAACUUCCUCGAGGUUCGGGCGAGAUCUGAUACCUCUAUCAGUGUCGUGGACGUCGGACCUGGGACAUCGAUCAGUGGUCCUGUUGGGUUCGCGGGAGGAGAGUGCUCUGAAAGGAGAAUGGGAGGUCAGGGUGGCCUGCCAGCUACGCCUCCUGAUCAAGAGGUGGGCAUGUCAGACGACUCGGAGGACGACCAUCCGCGUGCUCCUUUGAAACCGGGCUUGCAUGGAUCUCGCCGCCAAGGUUUGCAUGGGGAGUCGAUGGCACGUGGAGGCGGCGAUGGCGAACGGUUGCAGCAGGGCUCAGAAUCGACGACUCCUCGUCGUCUGGUCGAAAGGAUCGGUUCGUUUGUUCGUGGAAUGCAGGUGGCCAAGGUUUCGCCUGGACAUCGCGCGGGUGGUUCGCAGGUUCGAGAUGAACGAGAAGCAAGUGGGAACGUCACCGGUGAGGAGGAGGUGUCUGAGAAGGGGCUGUUCCGUGAGAGAUUGGCUGAAAAGACUCAGUCGGGAGGCAAGCGCAACUUGCCAGAUGAGGAAGAGCGAGAGGGAGUAGGUGCUUUGAAAAGACAGAGAAAGGUAGGAGGGAGUGCUCGGACGCCAACAACACGAGAGGGGGGUUCCGUUGAGAAGAGGAAAAGGGUUGGAGGUGGGGAUGAAACGCCAAAAGACUCGUCGACACAACGAAGAACCGCUGAGUCUUCCGGGAAACGAUCGAAAUCAUCGAGGAGGAAGAAAGCAGAUGAGGGCGACAGCGGGAAGGGGGAUGAAGACGUGGAGAUUAACCUUAACGCCUUUAACCUCGACGAUGCGUUCUUCCUCGAGAUGAAGACAGGGGUGCAGAGGGACGUCGUGUUGCACAUCCAUCCCGAAAGAAUAUUGGCUAUUCCAGACUGGGAAGAUGCGUACAACCACCGAUCCUUGGACGAGUUCCUCGUUGAUACCAUCGCGUUGGCAAUGAUCGACUGCUACGAACGUAAAGACAUGAGAGACACGAAGCCCAUUCUCGUUCUCGCUCUGAUCGACGCGCCUCCAGAGAGGGGCGAGCCUGCUGUGCGCGUGCUGCCUAGUGACUUCGACAGCUCACAACCCGAGAAAUACUGGUAUUAUCCUAUGUGUGGACAACAUAAUGCGAGGGUGGCGAUGAAGGUGAAAGACCAUUCCGUGUUUGAGUACUACAACUUCUAUAAAUGGCCGUUCAACCCGAUCUACUUCCCUGACGACGAGUUCGAUGGCUACGCCCAUGUCAACUGCGAAGACAACAUGAAAAACAAGAAGAAUCCACCGCGCUUGCAGGUUUUGUCUAUGCGGGACAUUCGCAAUAUCUGGAAAAUUAAGGGCAAACCCCGUGUAGUGCUCGGCAAUGCUUCGAAGAAAAAGGAGGAGGUGCGGAAGUGGGUGCAGUUCAUGGCGUUGGCUAUAAAGAAGACACCGUACACGCCUUUGUGGAACCUGUCAACGGAAGAAAAAAAAAGAAAGGAAUGGGCUGAGAAACUUCAAUACUACCACCCGCUGGCCAUGGCAGAUGACUCCGUCUUCGCUUUGAGGGAGAAGUUCUAUGAGGAGUGGUCGAAAGGGAAACUCCUUGCUUCCGACGGCCAGCGUUGGACUAAAAAGCCGCCCACCCAUGAGGACGUGGCCAAGCCAGGACUCUCCACUGUGACUGACAGCCAGGGGCUGAAAAAGCACGUCUGGUAUGUGAAGGUGGACGACCCAUCCUUGAAAAAGGGCAAGGGGAAGCCAAAGAAAGGCGCGGAGGAGAAAACUUACUACGUCCAAGUUCCUGAGCCGGAUGUCCACUGCUGGAAGGAAUUGGUGGACUGGACGGACUGCGAGAAGAAAAGACUGCUGAACGGCGUCUUGAACCUUAACUUCGAGUACGAGGAAAUUGAUAAGCGGGAGUGGAAUGCCAACUCCACGUUCUUCAGGUCCAAGAAGCAACUGUUGGAAGAGUUCAAGGACAAAGGUCUCGACGACAAGCUUUGGAACGAGAGCAGAAAAUUUUUCACGGACACCGCGUACGUCAACAAGUGCGCUCAGUUUCUCGAGUGUCAACAUGACAACAACAUCAAGAGAACGGCGGCCCUCGUUAACGACCAGCAUUUCCGGGCGGAGUGGAAGCGUGUUGUCCUUUCGGUGAUCACUGAAGAUCGCGCCAAAGGCAAAAGAAACCCUCGAGGCGUUGAUGAAUGCAUCAACAUUUUGUGGACGAGGACAAGCGCCUUGACGACGCUGGCCCAGUUUAACGUCGACCCAUUGAGUGCCAUAGAUCAUAAGGAGGCGCUGGGAAAACAAGGGCAUCAGCUACGCUCCCACACUUGCGUGCUCGACUUGUCCGGAACUGUGGACCGUGUGCAAUGGGACUCUGGGGCAUUCGCGUCUCUGAGUGAGUUGAGAGGCUUCGUUUGUCAGGAAUACUCGACAUUGGUGGUAUUCGUUCCCUGCCUGUGGAACCUCUCCUUCAUGACAUCUUUGUCUGUGCUUGGGGCUACCCGAUGCUACACGGGGAAGUGGGUUCGGAAGACGACAUCGAAGAAGACGCAUCAAUUCGGAAACAGUGUCUGGGAGGAGCCGGAUGUGAUGCACAUCCUCUUCAAAGGUGAGGAUCCUUGGCUACCGACUCACCCGGUGUACGAGGGAGCUGUUGCCGAAGUCAAUGCCGCCGCUUUCCGGAGGAAACAGAAAGUGACACCCACGGAUGUGGAGCAGAAGUCUUUCAAGUCCUUGACUUUUGCGGACAUCGGAAACCUCACCCAGAGGGGGGCUCUGUACAAGGAUAGCGAGCGGAAUCCGAAUCUGUUAUGCAAUCAGUUUCUUUUCUUCUCUGGUGUGGCGGAUGCCGUGCUGUUCUUGGGCAAGCCGCACGCGCAGGUGGUGUGGAGUCUGCUUCAGCAGGGAAGGCACGUUUUGGCCGUGGAUGGGGACACAACGCAGCUUGACUACACCGUGCAGUAUGUCACCCAUGAGGUGUCGUCCAAGGCUUACCCAUGCGAUUUCCACCAUGUCGUGGUCGAGCCCGUUUAUGACCCGAACAAGGACUUGUUCUUCAAGUUGACUCCGAAGAAAAGGCGCCAGGUCUACUCCUUCGUUUACGGCGAACAACCAAGGUUGAGAUUUGACCCGCAGUACGUGAGGGUGGCAUUCGGCGACGACGACGACUUCAAUAUCGAGACUGACCAGGAAGAGAGCAUUGAGGAUGACCUCUUCGAUUUGGACGGGCAAUUGGCCAUCUUCAAUGCCCAAGUUUCUGAGUCGCCAUCAGUAUGCAAAUCGGGGACACCUUUCGCUACACCCACCUCGGGCGGUCCCACGCCCGUGUCCUCCUCAGCGCCUGUCAAGAGGGGUGGGUUGUCCCGUCUGAGAAGUUCGCCGGGGGAGCCUAUUCGUCUCACACCGCUGCCCGAACGUCUUCGACCCAGCCAUCCUGCUCCUCCUGACCAUCCGCAUCUCACGGCUCCUACAACUCCCUACCACAUGGGCGACAAACACACCUUCUCUACAACCGAAGAUUGGGGCCAUGAUAUCGUGUGGCACCCAAACCAUUUCCAACCAGUCUUUCUCGACGGCGACUGGGCAGUGGUUGUGAGGGACGUAAGUGGAAGGUGGAUAUAUGACGAUCGUUGGGACCUCGAUACAUUCAAAUCUCGUGCCAAGGAUGCGGUAUUGGAGAGAUUAAGUGAGGUCAAUCGACAAAGUAAGAACGACCCGGCUCUGCGCGCAUAUGGGGAAACGCUGUUCAAUUUCUUGCAGUCAAAUAAAUGGCUGGAAGUAUCGUCCGCGUUCUACGCCCUUCUGUCAAGCCCGUCAAUUAACCAAGUGAGUUGGGAAGUGCCUGCCGUCACCCCGCCGGCAGGAGUUGUGAAGUGCAAGUCUCGCAGAAAGGACGGCAAAGGGGAUGGUGAAGGCGGCGGGCAACGAGGUGCCGGAGGUGAAAGUGAACAGCGUUUGACGAAACAGCGGUCUCCGGGGCACGCGGGCGGUGGAGAGGGGAAAAAGGGCAGCCGGGCGAAGAAAAAGCCUCGCAGCAGAGAGAAGACAAAGCAUCACACAGUAGACGGGCAGGGGUCCGAUGUCGACCGCGACAAGGACGGUGGGGUUCUGGUGGAAGUUCGGAUUAAUCCGAACCGAGAAACCAGUACCGUUGAGAGAACACAGCGGUCUACGGAACUCGAACGGGUGGUCUGGGUUUCCGAAAACCCUGGCGGCGAAAUUCGGAUUCAUCUGAACCAGGAGGACGUGUCCGCCAUGACAGACGAUCGGUGUCAGGACGGCGUAAUGUUGUGCAUGGAAGUCCACAAGGAGCUGCAGGCAGACUGUCCGACUGAGGCUUUGGAGAUGACCGUAAUUCGGAUUUAUCCGAGACACAUGGACGAAGGACUUCAACUGGCAGGCGUUGAGGGUUGUCGACUUCUUACGACUUUGGACAAGGAUGAUUCCGUCGACAACCGGAUUGAUCCGACACUCAGCGACGUCGGCAUGGAGCAACAAGUUCAGCCGGCAUACGACGACCCCGUGUACUCCGGCCUUCAUGAUGAGGCGAUGGGAGAGGACGUUCUGAAGAAGUCCUCUGACGCUGCUGGAGAUAGAUUUCUCUAUUUGAGUGACGACGAUAAAGACACAGCGCACGAGGACAAGAAGUUAAGGGGGGGAGAGGUGUUGUUGGACAGCCAUGGGACCUUGAGCACAACAGAAUACGACACAGUGGCGAUGGAGAAAACCCGACCUGUCGAUGUUGUGGACGUCGAUGCUCUUUGGGAAAUUUAAGCCCUAAAAAAAGAACAAAUGAUGACAUCAUGACACUACGCCAGCGCCAUACGACCGAAAACAAAACAAAAAAAA
Messenger RNA from Chara braunii, 5376 nucleotides. The record is from the annotation of a GenBank genome assembly. Lineage: Eukaryota; Viridiplantae; Streptophyta; Charophyceae; Charales; Characeae.